AGGAUCCUGGGCUGAUGCUACUUCUCGCUGAUUGCUUUGGUUUUGGUUUUGUCUAUUCUGCUUGUUGGUUUCUUUAAUAGAAAUUUGAUGCCGAUAGCAACUGUAUGUUGCUUUUCUUUUGUGUCUUUUCCUGAGGAGCUGUACACAGUGCCUAUAUCAAAUACAGAACAUGUUCUUCCUCCUGCUAAUGUUGAACCUAGGAUCGCAGCUUCAUCAGGCAGCAGCUUUAUUCACAGUGACAGUCCCGAAGAAAUUGUACACAGUAGACCACGGCAGCAAUGUGACCCUCGAGUGUGAUUUUGACACUAAAGAUUGUACAGAACCUGAAGCCAUAAAAGCCAGUUUUCAAAGGGUGGAGAAUGGUACAUCCUCCCCCAGCGAGAGAGCCAUUCUGCUGGAGGAGCAGCUGCCCCUGGGGAAGGCCUUGUUCCACAUCCCCCAAGUGCAAUUGAGAGACACAGGGCAGUACCUCUGCCUGAUCAUCUGCGGGCUCGCCUUGGACUACAAGUACCUGACUGUGGAAGUCAAAGCUUCCUACAAGAAAAUAGAUACUGGCAUCCUCAAGGUCACAGGGACAGAUGAGGUGGAACUCACAUGCCAGGCCAGAGGUUAUCCCCUAGCAGAAGUGUCCUGGUCAAAUGUCAGUGUUCCUGCCAACACCAGCUAUACCAGGACCCCUGAAGGCUUCUACCAAGUCACUAGUGUUCUGCGCCUAAAGCCACAGCCUGGCAGAAACUUCAGCUGCAUAUUCUGGAAUGCUAAGAUGAAAGAACUUACUUCAGCCAUCAUUGACCCUCAAGGUCAGAUGAAACCCAACAUCCCUACUACUUCUCUGCUGUUCAUUCUCAUCCCUUCCUGCAUCAUUAUUUUAAUUUUCAUAGUCACAAUGAUAGCCAUGAGAAAACCACUCUGCCAAAAGCUGUAUUCUAGAAAAGAUCUGAACCUAUAGUCUUAGGAGCUGGAAUGAUGAUACCACAUCUUCAAGAGUCUUCCAGAAACUGAACAAGGAUCCCUUGGCAAGCAGAGUUUGCCAUUUGCACUUUUCAAAUAUCUUUGGAUCACCCAACACUUUAAUCAAGAGCCUGCAGCAAGACUGGACAGCACCUAGCCAUGGUGUACUUAGAGGAAGGAACUCAAUAGCCCAGCCCUUCACUGCUUGGGACUCUUGUCUCUGCAGCCUGUGGCUCUGAACAAACACUACUGCACUUUAGAAAGUUACUCCAUGGAGGAUAGGAAUGGCAGCAGAACACAACAGACACUAGUAUGGUAGUAUGUAAAAAAGUGGAUGUGUAACCGAUGUGAUUCUGCAA
Molecule: messenger RNA, 1310 nt
Organism: Urocitellus parryii (Arctic ground squirrel)
Lineage: Eukaryota; Metazoa; Chordata; Mammalia; Rodentia; Sciuridae
Gene: Pdcd1lg2
Product: programmed cell death 1 ligand 2
Biological process (GO): cellular response to lipopolysaccharide; cell surface receptor signaling pathway; T cell costimulation
Cellular component (GO): external side of plasma membrane
Source: RefSeq, a predicted model, not a curated record